Vigna umbellata (rice bean) is the source of this 457-nucleotide messenger RNA. NCBI's taxonomy places the organism in Eukaryota, Viridiplantae, Streptophyta, Magnoliopsida, Fabales, Fabaceae. The record is from RefSeq and is a predicted model, not a curated record.
AUGAGGAAUCCUCUUGCUAUCAAAUUCAUGAUGUUUAUGUUGAUGAUGUUUAUGGUGUGUUUGGUGACGGAUGUUGUUUAUGGUGAAAAGGAAGUAAGAUGCAUAGAGAGAGAGAGGGAAGCACUCCUCCGAUUCAAGGCUGCCAUUGUAGAUCGCUAUGGCAUGCUCUCUUCUUGGACCACUCCCCACUGUUGUCAAUGGCAGGGAAUUCGCUGCUCCAACCUCACUGGACAUAUUCUAAUGCUCGAUCUGCAUGGAGAAGUUCAUGAAGAAAUUUCUUUCGAUUUUUACCUUGAAUUUAUGUCAGAACGUUUUAUCAGCGGAGAGAUCCACAAGUCGUUGAUGGAGUUGUCACAAUUACAGUAUUUGAACCUCAGUUCUAAUUCUUUCCCAGACAGCAAUAUUCCAGAGUUUCUUGGCUCUCUUAGCAACUUGAGAUACCUCGAUCUUUCAUCGU